Molecule: messenger RNA, 2912 nt
Organism: Haliotis rubra (blacklip abalone)
Lineage: Eukaryota; Metazoa; Mollusca; Gastropoda; Lepetellida; Haliotidae
Product: nucleolar complex protein 2 homolog
Exons: 18
Coding region: 19-2496 (825 amino acids)
Biological process (GO): ribosomal large subunit biogenesis; negative regulation of transcription by RNA polymerase II
Cellular component (GO): Noc2p-Noc3p complex; nucleoplasm; Noc1p-Noc2p complex
Molecular function (GO): histone binding; transcription corepressor activity
Source: RefSeq, a predicted model, not a curated record
UCAACCCCCUUUACAAGCAUGGCAAGCACGAAAAGGAAAUUGGCAGAUUUGAGUGUGGAUGAAUUCAUGUCUGGUGACUUUGACAGCGAUGACUCGUCGUCGUCAGAGCGCGCACCUGUUCCUGAGGUUAAAGGAAAGAAAAACAAGAAGAAGAAGAAAGGGAAAACCUCAACAGAAAAUACUGCCAGUGUUAAGAAACAGGAGAAACUCCCAAAGAAGAGCAUGAAAGUUUCAGUUCCAAAAGGUGACACACCAAAAUCAGGAAAAUCCAAACAAAGUCUGGCGGAGAAGCUCAAGGAAGCAGAUCCAGAGUUUUAUAAGUUCCUUGAAAGUGAGGACAAAAAAUUGCUGGAGUUCGAUGAGGAUGUUGAUGAUGAGGAGGAUGACGAAGAUUCAGAGGAUAUGGGUGAUGAUAGUGAAGAGGAUGAGGAUGGGAAAGACCUGGAGGAUGCACUUCUCGCGCAGUCGAGCGGCGAAAGUUCUGACGAUGACAGUGAAGGAGGAGGAAAGUUUCACAAACUUCCAGACAAACUUGAGGAUGACAAUAAACGACCGAGGUCAGCAGUGAUAAACAGAUCAAGGUCAACCAAUCUUGAAGAUGGUCAAGAUAUGGUCAAGUCUAUUGAGUCAAGCCCAAACAUUACAGUUUUGCGAGAAGCUAUCUCUGCCUUCAAAGCUGCAGUAAGGAAAGCGAGUGAGAAGCAAGGGGAGACAACCAAGUACAAGGUCGUAGGAAGCACUGUGUUCAACGACGUCGUUCGUCUGUGUCUGAUGGGGGUCGUCCCAGCACUGCAGGGCAUCCUCAAGGUGCCAGACUUACCACAGCAGCAGACGCCAUUCUCGGCCCAGAACGCUAAGUGGAAGAAGCUCCGUGUAGACAUGAAGAGCUACAUGGCAGAUCUGCUCACUCUGUUGUCUGCCCUCUCGGAUGCCGCCAUGUUGAAUGUGAUCUUGAAACACAUCCACAAGCUUGUCUCCAUGUAUGCCAUGUUCCCCAAGUUGGCCAGGUUGUUGAUGAAGAAAAUGAUCCUGUUGUGGAGUACAGGGGAGGAGACGACGAGGGUGUUGGCGUUCUUGUGCAUCAACAAGCUGGUGCGGAUGUUGCAGGAGGCCAUGUUGGAGCCGUGCAUGAAGCAAAUGUACAUGGCGUAUGUGAAGAAUGUGAAGUUCACAUCUCCAACAACUCUGCCGCUGAUCAACUUCAUGCAGCGCUCCCUGGUGGAAGUUUUCCUGCUCGACUCUGUCCUCGCCUACCAGUACGCCUUCAUCUACAUUCGUCAGCUGGCCAUACACCUGCGUAACGCCAUCACCGUGAAGAAGAAGGAUACAUGCCAGGCGGUGUAUAACUGGCAGUUUGUCCACUGUGUGGAGCUGUGGGCGUGUCUACUCAGCGCCUCACAGUCUGACGAUGUCCUCCAGCCUCUCAUCUACCCUCUCACCCAGACCAUCAUUGGCACCAUCAAACUUCUUCCAUCACCGAGAUAUUUCCCACUGCGGUUCCACUGCGUGCGAUGUCUGAACACGUUGAGUAAAUCUACCAGAACUUUCAUCCCAGUCUUACCGUUCCUGUUGGAGGUGUUUGAGCUCACUGACUUCAACAAGAAGCACAAGUCUGUCAGUUUUAAACCCUUCAACUUUGCCUGCAUCCUCAAGUUCUCCAAGAAACAGCAGGAAGAGAAGGUCUUCAAGGAUGGGCUUGUGGAUCAGCUGUACGAGCUUCUACUGGAACACUUCAACAUCCACGCCGCCUCCAUCGGCUUCCCAGAACUUGUGCUACCUGCUAUGUUGCAGCUUAAGGAGUUUUUAAAGAAAUGUAAGAUCGCCAACUACUGCAAGCAGAUUCGCCAGAUUGUGGACAAAGUGGAAGAAAACGUCAAGUUCAUCACUCAACGUAGGAAAGCUGUAACAUUUGCUAUCAGCGAUACAAAGUCUGUGGAUGCCUGGCAGAGACAGUGUUCUGCAGCAGGUGCCCCUCUGACCAAGUUCUACACUGGAUGGAGGAAGCUCCGUGACAGGGAGUUGCAGCAUGAGAUUGCUGGGAAAGACAGGAUAAGCUUAGACGACAACAUCCCAACUAUUGAGAGGCCUAAGGUCCUUCCCAAAGCCACAGCAGAAGAUCGGAAGAAAUUCUCCGAGCUGUUUGAUUCUGACAGCGAUGAUUCCAACGAUGAUGAGACACGGUUUCUGCCCCGUAAAGAGCGCCCUGCCAAGAAACAGAAGACGGCCCCAGGAGACUCGGAGGACAGUCAAGAUUACAGUGAUUUCGACAGUGAUGAUUUGGAACAGUUAGCUCAGUCAGCCAGCGAAAACGACGAAGACGAUAGCGAAGAUGAUGACGAAGAUGAUGAUGAGGAACCUCAACCAACCCGAGGCAAGCAGAAGAAGUUUGCAAACAAACAGCAGAAGCAGACAUCAAAGCCCAAGCAAAUGGAUGAUGACAGUGACCUUGACCUUGAUGAUGUUGUAGAAGAUUUUGAAAUGUCUGAUUCAGAUUGAUAUGACAAGUUCUAAAUGUGGGAUAGAUGACGACUUUGUUGAUCCCUGUGUCGUCACUGUAUCGGUGAAGACGUAAUUACUUUUAUUUUAUUUAGAACUUUAUCAGUCUUUUGUUUCUUAAUCUGGAAAAGUUUUAGUUUGGGCUCUUUUGUGGAAAACUUGAUUUGUAAGCUUUUAUUCUGGUUUUUGUUGUUAUUUUUUAGUAGAGUCAUUAAAAUUAAGUAACAAUCACUUCAUUUAGUCUGUACAAUAUUUUAAUUAUCAUUGCAAUAUGUCAAGUAUUAUUAUCAAGCAAAUGUUAAUAAUUAUGGAUAUAAUUUUGUUCCAUUAUGUAUGAAAUAGUGAGCUUGUAUGAUGAAACCACAAAGAUUUUGAAGUACUUAUGUCUAUAAUGAAAUAAAGGUCAUGACGAUGAA